Messenger RNA from Styela clava, 3831 nucleotides. RefSeq names its product cell division control protein 45 homolog. Gene Ontology annotation, cellular component: DNA replication preinitiation complex. NCBI's taxonomy places the organism in Eukaryota, Metazoa, Chordata, Ascidiacea, Stolidobranchia, Styelidae. The record is from RefSeq and is a predicted model, not a curated record. Gene Ontology annotation, biological process: DNA replication initiation; double-strand break repair via break-induced replication; mitotic DNA replication preinitiation complex assembly. Gene Ontology annotation, molecular function: DNA replication origin binding; single-stranded DNA binding; chromatin binding.
UCUGUGCUUACAAUUUCAGAAACUAAGUAGUACUUUCAAUAAAUAUCUACAUGUCACAAUGUUAAUUGCUGAUCCUGUGAAAGAUUUUUAUCGAAAGAUUCUCCAUGAACGAGUUCUCUUACUUGUAGCCUUGGAUGUCGAUGCACUCGCUGCAUGUAAGAUUUUACAGGCAUUAUUCAAAUCUGAUCAUGUGCAAUAUACAUUGGUACCCGUGGAGAAUCAAGUCGACGUGGAGAAAGCAUUCAAUGACCACAAAGAUCAAUAUAAUAAUGUUAUAAUGUUGAAUUGUGGAGGAAAUAUCGAUCUGUUGGAAAUUCUAGAACCUCCAGACGAAGUUACUAUUUAUGUCAUUGACAGUCAUAGACCUGUUGAUUUGGUAAAUUUUUAUUGUGAACGACAAGUGUAUUUACUUAUGAAGCACGAACAUGACGAGCUUGCGGCGAUUCCAGACUAUGAUGAUCUUUAUAAAGAGGAAGAUUCAGAUGCAGAGAAAGAUUCUGGAGCUGAAUCUGAUGAUCCUACGCAACAGAGUUCCAAGAGGAGAAGGUUCGAUGAGGAUGUUCUUGAAAAAAGAAGAGAGAGGCGUCACUGGGAGGAAAAAAGAAAGGAAAUUUUAUUUGAAUACGAAGAGUUUUCUUAUAAUGGUACAUCUGUUGCCUUGUUGAUGUACGAACUCGCGUGGAAAAUGUCUAAAGACAACAAUGACACCUUGUGGUGGGGAAUCAUCGGUGUUACGGACCAAUUUCAAAACAAAAAAAUUGGGCGUGAUAAGUAUGUUUCUAGCGUUCUCGAACUUCAAGGUCAUAUGUCAAGGUUGAAUCACAGAUUUGAGGACGAAGAAAAUUCAACUUCUAUCAAUUGUAUGAAAAUAAAUUUCGAACAUGAUCUUGACGUUGCACUUUAUCGCCAUUGGUCAUUAUUCGAGAGCCUAUGUCACUCACCAUCAACUGCAACAGUCUUCAAAGUCUGGACAAAUAACGGAAUGAAACGAUUGCAUCAAUUUCUAGCAGAAAUGGGAAUUCCUUUAACACAAUGUAAACAAAAUUAUAACUUCAUGGAUACAAAGGUCAGAGAAAAUUUACCUUCUCUAGUUGAGGAGGCUGCUCAAAAAUUUGGCCUCACAAACAUAAGAUAUCAAUCAUUCUCCGCACAGUUUGGAUAUAAUCAUAAAAUGUGCGCCAGUGAUAUGGUUUAUUCAGUCAGUGCAAUUUUAGAAAAUGAUGAAACGGAAAAUGAAGAAACUUGUAAUAAUUUCGUUGAUGCUUUAGAUGCAUUGUCAAAAAUAAACUCUGAAUCGCUUAUAAAAGGCAUCAAGUUAGCAAAAGAGCAACUUGAAGCUAUGAAAAAUCAUGUUAGUUCAUUUAUUGACAUUGGACAGGUAAUGAGUUACGGACCUUUCCUUUACUCUUAUGUUAAAGAAGGUGGACCCGAUGUGAAAUACUUUAGCCAUCCUAUAUACUUGAAUUACUUCACCCACCAUCUUUUGCACUCUUAUCUGCGAUCUCUCGGAAAAACAAAACGCGAUAAGGCAAAAAAUUUACCGCUUGUCAUGUGCGCUCCUUUGAAUGCUGAGCAGGGAUUAUCAAUACUAAUUGGUGUACCACCUCUAGCUGAAGAUUCACGCAAAAAUCUUUUUGGUCGAGCUUUUUUACACUCCGCUGAAAGAACAAACUCACAAACUGCUCAUGAUUAUUUUGAUCCUUGUAUUAUGACUUUGAAAACAGAAGAUAGGAGUAAAUUUUUAGAUGCCCUGAUUACUAUUAUGUCCUAGAAUCACAAUAUUGAAUUGUUCUUUCUCACAUUUUUAUGUUCCAUAAGCUAUAUUGUUUCUUAUAUUAUGUUCUGUAGGUCUGUGUUAUUUGUUUUACUACCCCUAUUUUUCUAUGUAUUCAAUAGUUUUGUAUUUGUAUUCAAUUGCCCUAUUGAAAUCAUAAAGUCCGAUUUGAAUAUUGGCGAAGGACAAGUAUUAUCAGAAAGUCUUGUUUUUAUGAUUUUCUGUAUCCUCAAUUUGAAAACCCCCAGCAGAAGCAGUCUCUGAUGCAUACAAAACAAAUUUGCGGUUCUUAACCCACCCCCUAGUCACAUGCCUUGGUGAAAAUUAUGCUUGAAGUUGAAUUUUCUGCUCAUUUCUGACUCUGAUGAAUGUUCACUAAGGUAUGCAAACAAAUAUUGUUUACCAGCAUUGAAAUGUUUGCACUAUGCUUGCUUGCGUGAGGUAUUUCUAUAAAAAAAUUUGCCAUUAUCAUUGGACUUAUGUCAAUGUGUUUUGUUCGAAUAUUAUUUGAAAUGGAAGAUAUUUUGAAGCAAGAACUAGACCUUUCAUGGAUCCACUUCACAGGAGAGACAGGCAGUGGAGAAAUAUGCACUGGAAAAGCUUACAACACUAAUAAGGGGAAAAUAUUUGUAAAGCAUUAUGAACGAAGCACUGCAAUGGCAAUGUUUGAAGGUGAAUGUGCUGGCUUACAAACUAUUGGGGAUACUAAAAUUAUUAAAGUUCCCAAAUAUAAAAAGAUUGUUCAAUUAGACGAUGGAAGUGCAUUACUGGCAUUAGAGUUUCUUAAUAUGAAGCCGCUCGAGAAACAUGCCAAAUUAAUGGGACAAAAACUAGCAGAGCUACAUCUACUUAAUGCCAAAAAAAUUGCAAAAAUGGAGAAAAAUGAAUCAUACGUCAGAAAGAUGGAUAAUACUGUUGUUGUACAAAACUUUGGAUUUGAUACUGUCACUUAUAAUGGCCAUUUGAGACAGACGAAUACUUGGUGUAGCGAUUGGUUGUCGUUUUUCGUACAACAGAGAUUGAAACCCCAUAUAGACGAGUUAGAAAUAAAAUAUGGGCAUUGUGAAGCUCUAUCACUUUGGCCAAUUGUUGAAAGAAAUAUUCCUAAGCUUUUUCCUAAAGGAUUAAAAAUCACACCAUCUCUUUUACAUGGUGACCUAUGGUAUGGAAACGCAGGAGAAUUAGAAAACGAGCCCUGUGUUUUUGAUCCUAUCGCUUUUUAUGGACAUUCUGAAUAUGAUUUAUCUAUGCCUCAUGUUUUUGGUGGAUUUUCUGAACUCUUUUUUGACGAGUAUCAUAGGUUUCUACCUAAAGCUCAAGAUUUUGAUAAGAGAGAGAAAUUAUAUUUAUUGUUGUUAUAUCUUAAUCAUUGGAAUCAACUUGGUCCAGUACAUGAUGGACGUCAAUAUCGUGAAAAUGCACUGAAAUAUAUGAGAUAUCUUGCUAAUCUGUAAAUGUUUCUUGAUAAAACUUUGUAUGAAUCCAAAUCCAUACUUUUCUUUUGUAAUACGCAUCCCAAUUAAGGCAAAUUUUAGCUAAUGCUUCACCAUUCAACAUGGAAUUUACUGCUUGAAUAUAUGUUCUGAAACACGAAUUGUCAGGGCUUUGAGGGUGAUGGAAACUGAUCCGCUUUGAAACAUGAUCAAUCAACUGACAUGUCUGUUUCAAAUAGGAUUGACAAGACAGCCAGCUACUGAUAUAUAUAUUCGAGGCUUGAAUGUUUUUUUGAAAUGAUCAGAAAAUUUAUUGUUUUUUUUAUUGCUUAAUCAAUUUUUACACUCUAGGCAUAGGGUUUGAAUUCCAGAAUUUCAACUAUGGUGAUUAAUCUAGCGUAAAAUGCUAUCAAUAGGCUACUGUGCCCACAAGUUAUGGUGAUAAAAUAAAUAUUUCUGUGUCUUUACUGUCUUUAAAAUUUAAUUUAUUCCCAGCAAAUUUCAAUGUGAUGAAAUAUCAGUAAUUCUGGAAGCCAAUGUAGUAGUUGUUUUACAAAAUUUUCUAUAUUUUCAUGUAUUUGUGUAAUGCAUUUAUCUAAUAUUCAACUGUACUCUUUUGCUUAG